Microdochium trichocladiopsis is the source of this 3494-nucleotide messenger RNA. Its product is annotated as tRNA synthetases class I-domain-containing protein. The transcript has 3 exons. The record is from RefSeq and is a predicted model, not a curated record. Bases 190 to 3405 code for a protein of 1071 amino acids. Gene Ontology annotation, biological process: isoleucyl-tRNA aminoacylation. Gene Ontology annotation, molecular function: isoleucine-tRNA ligase activity; tRNA binding; ATP binding. Lineage: Eukaryota; Fungi; Ascomycota; Sordariomycetes; Xylariales; Microdochiaceae.
CACAAGAGCUGUGAGGGUUCAAACACCACACGCUGUCACCACGACGAGAACCCUUGACCUCGUCCGAGACCAGCGCAAGCCAACCUUGUCUAGGCUCACCUCUGAUCUUUACGCGCCAUCGUCAGGCCUGCUGCGAGCUCUGCACCCGGCAAGUCGUUGGUGAAGGGCACCUCAACCCCACUAGACAAAAUGUCCAUCGACUUCCCCAAGGAGGAGGUUGCCGUCAUCGAGAGAUGGCGGGAGAUCAAGGCCUUCGAGAGACAGGUUGAGCUCUCAGAAGGACGCCCCCGAUACACCUUCUACGAUGGCCCGCCGUUCGCUACCGGUCUCCCGCAUUAUGGCCAUCUCCUGGCCUCAACCAUCAAGGACAUCAUCCCUCGGUACUGGUCCAUGAAGGGCUUCCACGUCGAGCGACGCUUCGGUUGGGACACGCACGGCAUCCCCAUUGAGCACGAGAUCGACAAGAAGUUCAACAUCACUGGCAAGCAGGCCGUCAUGGAGAUGGGUCUGGAGAAGUACAACGCCGAGUGCCGCGCCAUCGUCAUGCGGUACAGGGAGGAGUGGCGUCACACCAUCGAGCGCCUCGGCCGGUGGAUCGACUUUGACAACGACUACAAGACCAUGGACACCAGCUUCAUGGAAUCCGAGUGGUGGAUCUUCAAGCAGCUCUUUGACAAGGGCCAGGUGUACCAGGGCUAUCGUGUCAUGCCUUACUCGACAGUUCUGACGACGGCCUUGUCCAACUUUGAGGCCAACCAGAACUACCAGGACGUGACAGACCCGGCUGUGGUAGUGUCCUUCCCCCUGGUCGAUGACCCAAACACCCAAUUGCUCGCAUGGACCACGACGCCAUGGACACUGCCGUCCAACCUGGGCCUUUGCGCGCACCCGGAUUUUGAGUAUGUCAAGAUCUUGGAUGAGAAGUCGGGCAACCACUACAUCCUGUUGGAGAAGCUUCUGGGCACUCUGUACAAGGACCCCAAGAAGGCCAAGUUCAAGAUCGUAGAGAAGAUCAAGGGCAAGGACAUGGUUGGCUGGAAGUACCAGCCGCUCUUUGACUAUUUCUACGAGGACUACAAGGACCUCGCCUUCCGCGUUGUCAACAAUACCUAUGUCACAGACGACAGUGGUGUUGGCAUUGUCCACCAGGCCCCAGCCUUCGGUGAGGAUGAUUACAACGUGGCUGUCGCCGCAGGGAUUGUGACCAAGGACCACUCGCCCCCUGACCCUCUUGACGAUCGCGGCCACUUUACCAGUAAAGUCAAGGACUUUGCUGGCAUGCACGUCAAAGAAGCCGACAAGCACAUCAUCAAGCAUCUCAAGGGGACCGGACGGUUGGUAGCUGAGUCGCAGCUCAAGCACUCGUACCCGAUGUGCCCCAGAUCCGAUACACCCCUAAUCUACCGUGCAGUGCCCUCGUGGUUCAUCCGCAUCCCGGAAAUUGUUCCGCAAAUGCUCAAGACCAUCGAGAAAACUCACUGGACGCCGUCAUUCGUCAAGGAGAACCGCUUUGGUAACUGGAUUGCCAAUGCUCGUGAUUGGAAUGUGUCGAGAAACCGGUAUUGGGGAACUCCCAUCCCCCUCUGGGUCAGCGACGAUCUGUCAGAGAAGAUUUGCAUUGGCAGUAUCGAGGAACUCAAGGAGCUCAGUGGCUAUCAGGGCGACCUGACGGAUCUACACCGCGACAAGGUCGACCACAUCACUAUCCCCAGCAAGAACGGCAACGGCGUCCUCAGACGUGUCGAAGAGGUCUUUGACUGCUGGUUCGAGUCUGGAAGCAUGCCCUACUCCAGCCAACACUAUCCUUUCGAGAACAAGGAGAAGGUGGAGAAGUGUUUCCCUGGUGACUUCAUCGCCGAAGGCCUUGACCAGACCAGAGGCUGGUUCUACACCCUUGUCGUGCUUGGCACUCAUCUUUUCGGCGAGGCUCCUUUCAAGAACUGCGUCGUCAACGGUAUUGUCCUUGCUGAAGACGGCAAGAAGAUGUCGAAGCGUCUCAAGAACUACCCCGAUCCUUCGCUGCUGAUGAACAAGUAUGGUUCUGAUGCCCUCCGACUUUACAUGAUCAGCUCUCCAGCCGUGCGCGCCGAGCCCCUUCGUUUCAAGGAGACUGGUGUCAAGGAGGUCGUGGCCAAGGUUCUUCUGCCCUUCUGGAACAGCUACAAGUUUUUCGAGGGUCAAGUCGCGCUAUUCAAGAAGGUUGAGGGCAAGGACUACCUGUUUGAUCCAUCCAUGGAAAGCACCAACACCAAUGUCAUGGACCGGUGGAUUCUGGCAAGCUGUCAGAGCUUGUUGGAGUUCGUCAACCAGGAGAUGGCUGGUUACCGCCUGUACACCGUCGUCCCCAGACUCCUGGGUCUUAUCGACACCACUACCAACUGGUACAUCCGCUUCAACCGGAAGCGUCUCAAGGGCGAGUACGGCCUUGAUGACACCCUUCACGCUCUGAACACGCUUUUCGAGGUCCUAUACACUCUCUGCAGGGGUCUUGCUCCCUUUGCGCCGUUCCUGACCGACAACAUCUACACGAAGCUCCUGCCUCAUAUUCCCGAAAGCAUCCGUGCCGAAGAUUCUCGCAGUGUCCACUUCCUGCCAUUCCCCGAAGUACGCCAGGAGCUGUUCAAUCCCGAGAUUGAACGCCGUGUCGGUCGUAUGCAACGUGUCAUCGAGCUUGUCCGUGUUUCGCGUGAGCGCCGCACCAUCGGGUUGAAGACACCUCUGAAGACUCUCGUCAUCAUUCAUGCCGAACAGCAAUACCUGGACGAUGUCAAGUCCCUGGAGAAGUACAUCACUGAGGAGCUUAACGUUCGUGAUCUUGUUCUCACCACAGACGAGGCCAAGUACGGCGUCGAGUACUCGGUCACAGCCGACUGGCCCGUGCUCGGUAAGAAGUUGAAGAAGGAUAUGAUCAAGGUUAAGAAGGCCCUACCCGGAGUCAGUAGCGAGGAGGUGAAGAAGUACACCGAGAACAAGUUUAUCGUUGUCGAUGGCAUCCGUCUGGAAGAGGGAGAUCUGGUCGUCAAGCGGAGCCUGAAGGAGGGGGGCUCGCCAAGUCUUGAGACCAACACCGACCAGGACGUCCUGACGAUUCUUGACACAGAGGUGCACCCAGAGCUUGCCCACGAGGGUGUAGCUCGUGAGAUCAUCAACAGAGUGCAGCGUCUGCGCAAGAAGGCCGGUCUGGCGGCCACUGAUGACGUCAAGAUGGAGUAUAAGAUCCUGUCAGAUCCUGACAACAUUGGUCUCGAACAGGUCUUUUCUGGACAGACAGCCAUAAUGGAGAAAGCACUCCGGAGGCCGCUUGACAAGCAAGAGUCGGCCGAGGCGCAGCAGGAUGCCAUGAUUGCAGAGGAGGAGCAGGAGAUCCAGAAAGCCACGUUCACACUGAGACUGCUCAAGCUAUAGGAUCACGCGGAUGAUAGAGACCCAAAUGUAGAGCUAGAGAGACACAAAAGCACCUCGCAAGCUGAAUGAACAAAAUACAUGAGAUAAAC